Messenger RNA from Stegostoma tigrinum, 4659 nucleotides. RefSeq names its product nuclear receptor subfamily 1, group d, member 1 (gene nr1d1). The record is from RefSeq and is a predicted model, not a curated record. Gene Ontology annotation, molecular function: zinc ion binding; RNA polymerase II cis-regulatory region sequence-specific DNA binding; nuclear receptor activity. The transcript has 8 exons. Gene Ontology annotation, biological process: positive regulation of transcription by RNA polymerase II; hormone-mediated signaling pathway; negative regulation of transcription by RNA polymerase II. NCBI's taxonomy places the organism in Eukaryota, Metazoa, Chordata, Chondrichthyes, Orectolobiformes, Stegostomatidae. Bases 701 to 2485 code for a protein of 594 amino acids.
AAUGCCAGUAUUCGACGAACAGCCAAUCAUAGCACUCUAUACUUUGCCUGAUCUCAGGGUCUCAAUCAAAAUAUUGGAAACAAUAACCGCCUCCAAUCAGAGAGCUUGUUUCAUCUGCUGCUCGUCCUGUUUCACCGCAGUGUAGCUCUUGCUGUAAGUAACUCUUCCUGUUGUAUCAGUGUACAUUUCUUGCAGUCGGCAGCCGGCACUUGGCUGCCCUGUUGAAGGGGAUUUGCAGAGGACACUCUCUUGCCGUGCUGAAAGGCAAGCUUCUUUCUUCUUAGAUAUAUUUGCAUUCCUGCAGAGUACCGAACCUGGGAGAGGUUGCCUAAAUCUUAUCCUGCCUCCCAGCCAGCACCGCACCCCCCUCCCUCACCGACCCCAACCAGAGGAAGAUUUGACAGGGCCGGCCAACCGUUGUGAAGGUGGUCUUUUCUGCUACUGGGCUGCGGGAUUUCGUCCCCUACAGCAGGGUUUUAGCACCUUCCUCAGAAACUGUAACAACAACAAAAACUGCACUGACAAGCAGAAACAACUCCUGGCUCAAAACAGCAACUCCACAACUCCUGCCCAACACGCAAGAUCGAGCAGCCAAAUACACAAACCAGAACGCUGCAGGCAAAUUGUCCAGCAGUUUGCACGCCGCUUGGAAAUAGUUUGUUGACAGUAGAGGGAUCAAAAAUCCCGAAGGAAGAUAGUUAUGGAUUCCAACAACACAGGUGGAGUGAUCACGUACAUUGGACCCAACAGUACCUCUUCAAGUCCAGUACUGUUGUACAGUGAUAAUUCCAAUAGCAGUUUCCAAUCUGUGUCUCAGUCAUGUUCCCCGUUGCCGCCAUCACCUAACAGCUCUGCCUCCCAGGAUGGCAAACACUACAAGAGUAACUCUUCAGGAUCUGGAGAGGAUUGUCCAACCAUUGGGCCCUUCAGCAACCUGAAGCUUUCCACAGAUGAUGGGAACACCAUUUCCACCACUAAAAACAGUUCUGGCAUUACCAAAAUCAGUGGAAUGAUUCUGCUGUGUAAAGUGUGUGGAGAUGUAGCCUCUGGUUUCCACUAUGGUGUGCACGCUUGUGAAGGGUGUAAGGGGUUCUUCAGGAGAAGCAUUCAGCAGAACAUCCAGUACAAGAAGUGCCUCAAGAAUGAGAACUGCACUAUCAUGCGAAUCAACAGGAACCGUUGUCAGCAGUGCCGCUUUAAGAAGUGUCUUGCUGUUGGCAUGUCCAGGGAUGCUGUGCGUUUUGGGCGCAUUCCCAAGAGGGAGAAGCAGCGGAUGCUGGCGGAAAUGCAGAGCGCCAUGAAUAAUAUGGUGAACAACCAGCUGAAUGGAGAGCUACACAGUGAUAUCCAGCCCCAGCAGCAAAACUGGCAACACCAGCCUCCACUGGCAGCUCCUGCCCACCCACCCCAGCAGGAGCGGUCAUCCCCCAGUCUCCAUCCCCAGCAGCAACACAGCCCACAGCAGUUAUACUGUCCCAGCACCGAAACCUCGAUGGAAGACGUCAUUUAUUCUAUUUCCAGAGCACAUAAGGAGACCUUCACUUACGCCCAUGACAAAUUAAAGCAAACGACCAAUGCCUGCCGACACAACGGCGAGCUGAUGAACCACAAUGCCAAUUGCUGCCGCAAUGGGUACCACGUCAAUGGAAUGAAUACCAUCUACCACCAGGAGAACAACAUUUUCCAUAAAACCAACAACAGUGGACUAAAGAAGAUGUGCUACCCAUCUUCUUUCUCAAAUGGCCACACUAAUGGGCACAUUAGUGGACACUACCAAAACCAGACCAAUGGAAACAAAUUACACACUAAAAACUCGUAUUGUGCCAACGGCGAGAUGGAGACUGGCAACGGGAGGACCUGCCCAUGGAAAGGAGCAAACAAUGUUAUCCUGGCCUGCCCAAUGAACAUUCGGCCACAUCUAGAUGGCAGUCGGUCUGUGCAACAGAUCUGGGAGGACUUUUCCUUGAGCUUCACACCAGCUGUCAAAGAAGUGGUCGAGUUUGCAAAGCUCAUCCCUGGUUUCAAGGACCUAUCCCAGCACGACCAGGUCAUUCUGCUGAAAGCUGGCACCUUUGAGGUCCUGAUGGUGAGGUUUGCCUCACUGUUUAACAUGAAGGAACAGACCGUCACUUUUAUCAGUGGAACCACCUACUCCAUUGAGGAGCUGCGGGGCAUGAGGAUGGGAGAUCUGCUCAACUCCAUGUUUGACUUCAGCGAGAAGCUGAGCUCCUUGCACCUCAGUGAGGAAGAGCUGGGUCUGUUCACUGCCGUUGUGCUGGUCUCUGCAGAUCGUUCUGGAAUUGAAAACGUCAACUCAGUGGAACAGCUUCAGGAGACACUAAUCCGAGUCCUGAGGGCGCUAAUAAUGAAGAACUAUCCCAACGAGGCAUCACGCUUCACCAAACUCCUCCUCAAACUCCCCGACCUCCGCACUUUGAACAACAUGCACUCGGAGAAAUUGUUGGCCUUUCGGAUAGAUCCUUGAAUCUCCUGCCGAGUCACAGCCGCACCAGACUUGUCUCUGUGAAAUUUUUAGAGCAAUUUUUUAAUUUAUAUUUCAAUGAACGUUUGGGUGAAAGAUUGCAUCUUGUAAAAAUGUGUAUAUUUCAGCUGUCAAUGGAGUGUAAUAUAUUCUUAUAAGGAAUGUUCUACAAAUUAAUAGAUUUAACUGUCCUCUGGGGCUUAGGAUAUGUCUGCAAAAUGAGCUUGUUGGUAGAACUCGCCAUGAGGUUAUCUGCUUGCUGUUUUGGAGUGCCGUCUAAAAGGCAAUUAAAGAGCUGUGUAACCUGAGCAGUGAGCAGGCAAUGAUCUGCAGUGCCCUCUGUUCUGUUGCCUUUCUCAAUGUCCUCCUUGACUAACUACGUGUCUGCGUUUCAGUGUCUGAACCACACCAAAUUCCAGUCUUGUCCUCUCGUCGAACACGGUCAUCCUGUUUAGCAACUGAAGCAGAAUAGUUGAGACUGCUUCUCAAAGCUUUGGCUGCUCUCUGGUGGAAGGUGAAAGGUGAGGAGUUGACUUCCAGCCUGAGCGUGUGAUGUUCAUCACUUUCAGCUUCAGCAGCUGAAGCCCGUCUCACCUGUUGCAUUUCGUUCCCUUGUUGAGCAGAAGUGAUGUUUCACCUUGUGACAGUCUCCAUGGCAUAGAUUGGAACUUCAAACUGCUCCAGACAUUGUACAACAAACAACAAAGUGGAUCAAACUCAAGGCAUGGUGUGCGUCCCUUGAAACUUGCAUUGAAAUGAUGGGAGUUGUCCGAGAGGAGGUUGCUGCAUGUUUUGUGGUUUGCUUGUACUUGAGACCUCUGUUGAAGAUUCAACAAAUCAACUGUCUCCCUCCCCUCUCCCUAUCCUUGCCGCACACCUGUGAACUCAAGAGGGGAGAAGACCCUACACCCCACCCCGGUCUCCUGUAUCAAUUGGUGCACUGACCGAGGUGCCUGCAUUAACUCUGGGCUAGGGAAACUGUUGGAGGAACUGAGCAGUUUAGGGAGAAGAACAACCAGCAGUUUCUAUCUGUGUUGGAAAAUAGAUGUUGUGUUUUGGGGAUGGUUUGUAUACUUUGAUAAUUUUAAGAGCUGAAGUGGUUGAUGGAAAGAAGAGGAGACGCUAUUGAGGUUUUCCAUCAUGUACUCAUCUGGACAGAUGCAAGAAUGCCAAAUUUUAAAGGAAACAACAAUUUAUGCUGCAUGAGAAGAGAGCCCUGAUUGGCUGGCGAGUCGAUUCUGAUUGGUCGUGGUGUUGCCAAGAAGAGAAUGCCAUGAGAAAACUCAGUCAGUUCUGUAUAGUUCUGAGGAAGGGUCACUGGACUUGAAACAUUUAACUCUGCCUUCUCUCCACAGAUGCUGCCAUGACCUGCUGCAAUUUUCCAGCAAUUUCUGAUUUUGUUUCUGCAUCCUCCGUUCUUUGGUUUUUCUUCCCACUAAGACGACUGUUGUCCCUUACCCUUUUGUUGAAUUGAUAAAAUUGGUCCCACAGGCUGACAUCUGUAUGUGCCUUCAGUUUUGUUAUCCAAAUGUAAUGAUCAAUUUUGUUAACAGCCUGCUCAUAGGCCUUUGCAUUUGUGUCUCUGGCCCUCCUUGAAACAGUGCCGUCAGAUCGCUCACAUCCACCCGAACAAACAGGUGAGGCCUUGCUUUAGUGAGGCAUUGCACCUCCAACAUCGCAGGACUCCCUGAGCACUGCACUGGAGUAUCAGCUUUCCUUUUUAUUUCCGUCAAGCCCUGGAUUGGGACUUGAGCGCAGGACCAUUUGGCUCAGAUGUAAGUUCUAUGAACUGAGCCAAGCCUGACAUUGGACAUGUUCUUUCCCUCCUUUGAAGUUUGGCGUUCUUGUAUCUGUUGUGACGAAUGAUGGAGAGAUGAGAAACUUUGACCACAUGCUGGCAUGUUCAGAACUCUGACUGACGUUCCCUUUCGGUCACUAAAUGAAGGGUAGUGUCCACGGAACUAUCUCCCAGCAGCUUUAGAGGGAGGAGCUGUGUGAGAGCUGAAGUGUUUUGAACUUUAAGAGAAAAAUCCAUAACCUUGUGUGGCCGCUGCAGCAGUGCAGAGCCUGCUUUCGAUAAAUAAAUUUAUUGCAUCUGUCUCAAUAUAGUUCAAUAAUUGAUGUGCAUUGUGAAUCCAGAUGAAAUCAUUAACAAUUUCUAAGAAUAAAAGAAUGAA